Molecule: messenger RNA, 3243 nt
Organism: Oncorhynchus masou masou (cherry salmon)
Lineage: Eukaryota; Metazoa; Chordata; Actinopteri; Salmoniformes; Salmonidae
Product: transient receptor potential cation channel subfamily A member 1-like
Exons: 26
Coding region: 202-3243 (1013 amino acids)
Biological process (GO): monoatomic ion transport; transmembrane transport
Cellular component (GO): membrane
Molecular function (GO): monoatomic ion channel activity; protein binding
Source: RefSeq, a predicted model, not a curated record
CGAUCUGCCAAAUGUCUCUAUAUAAACCCUCCCUCUAAUAACAGCAGACACUAGAAAGCUCAUCUCACACCCAGAGAACAUAAAGAACAUACUAUUAUUCUAUGCAUUCCGUCACAAGCCAAACCACAUGUAAUGUUGAAGUCCUUGUGGAAAUGUGGACAUGAAUAGAAAAGCUUGACAAGCCCCUUAAAGACAGGCCUGAUGCAGGACAAGACCUAUCAGUCUGUGAUGUACGGAGAUGAUGCUACACAGAUUUCUGACAAAAUAUUUGAGUGGGCUCUACAAGGUGACUCGGCAGAGUUGGAAAAGCACUCAGCCCACCUGGGUGUCCGUGACCAUGCCAAUGCCAGCCCUCUGCACUAUGCCACCUCACACGGGCACAUUAGCACCAUACAGCUCAUUGUGCAGUUGACUGGUCCAGAUGAACUGAGUGCCAGUGAUGAGGAGGGCAACACGUCAUUACACUGGGCUGUGCAGAGGACCCAGAGAGAGAGCUGUGCUUGCCUUCUGGACCUGGGAGCCAACCCGAACAUCCUCAACCGCCGCCUCAUGUCUCCCCUACACAUGGCUGUCAGCCUCGGACACAACACUCUCAUCGAGCUAUUGCUGUCUCACAGCAACACAGAUGCCAACCUGGAGGGAGACCUGGGGAACACACCUGUAAUGUUGGCCUGCUGUGUUGAUAACCAUGAAGCUCUCCAUCUACUUUUUAAAUAUGGAGCCAGACUAUGUCAACAGAACAAGCUGGGGCAUUAUCCCAUUCACGCAGCAGCCUUUGCAGGGGCCAAGAAAUCAAUGCAGAUGGUUCUUCAGAAAGGUGAGGAAGUAGGUUACUCAAUUGAAUCGCACAUCAACUAUGUGGACAAAUCAUUCAGUACUCCUCUUCAUCUGGCCGUCCGUGGAGGCAACCUGGAGGUGAUCAAACUCUGCAUAGAACAGGGAGCUAAAAUGGACCAACAACAGUGUGACAAAUCCACAGCCCUCCACUUUGCCUGCACCCAGGGAGCAACCGAGGCCGUCAAACUCAUGCUAUCAGCACAUGAUAGAGUCUGUGAUGUCAUCAAUCUCACAGAUGGAACUUGCCAAACUCCACUGCAUAAGACAACAAUAUUUGACCAUGUUGAAUUGGCUGAAUACCUCAUUUCAAAGGGCGGAGACAUUAAUGCCAUUGACUGUAAGGGUCAUACCCCACUGCUUUUGGCAACAAGUUGUAGCGCAUGGAAAACAGUGAGCCUUCUUCUUACACAUGGGGCUAAUUUGAAAAUAAAAGACAAACAUGGCUGCAAUUUCCUUCACCUUGCCAUCUUGCAGCCUAAAGGUCUGACAAACCUUCCUCCAGAAUUCUUAAAGUGCAGCAGUGUGAGAGAGCUUCUGGAUGCAGAGGACGAUGAGGGUUGUACUCCCAUGCACUAUGCCUGCAGACUGGGCAUUCCAGAGUCAGUGAAGAACAUGCUCAGACUGAACGUCUCACUGGACCAGAAGUCAAAGCAGAAGAAAUCUGCACUGCAUUUCGCAGCCGAGUAUGGGAGGAUAAACACCUGCCACAGACUCCUGGAGAGCAUGACCAACACCAGACUGCUGAAUGAGGGAGAUGAGAGGGGUAUGACUCCCCUCCACCUGGCGUCCCGUGGCGGCCAUGUUAUAGUGGUGGACCUGCUGCUGCGGAAAGGAGCACUGUUCCACAGUGAUUAUAAAGGUUGGACAUGUCUACAUCACGCUGCAUCAGAGGGAUACAGCCAGACCAUUAUCAUACUCCUGGCAUCAAAUAUCAAACUGCUGGACAAAACAGAUGAAGACAAGAACACAGCGUUACAUCUGGCUGCCAGAGAGGGCCAUGCGGCUGCAGUGACACUGCUCCUGGACAGAGGGGCCCAGAUAACGCUCAACAAGAGUGAUGCCUCCUUCCUCCACGAAGCUGUUCUCAACGGCAGGAAAGACGCAGCCAUCGCUGUCAUCCACAAUGAGAGAUGUGCUGAGGCUAUGCUAUUGUUCAAAGUGAAGUCAACUAAGCGAUGCGUUGUCAUGGACAUGAUAGAGUUCCUGCCAGAGUCAUUCAAGCAUCUUUUGGACACUUGUGUAAAGGAGUCAGAUGAUGACAUAAAUAGUACCAACUACUCUAUCGAGUACACUUUCAGAUGGCUACAAGCUCCCAUGCAUGUCAUUAAGCUUGCAAAAGCAGACAAAAGCUUUGACUUCCAGCCUCUCACUGCUCUGAACUACAUGGUGAAAUUUAACCGCAUAGAGCUUUUGACCCAUCCUGUCUGCAAGAAGUAUCUGGAAAUGAAAUGGAAUGCCUACGGUAUGAAAGUGCACCUGCUAAAUCUGGCCAUCUACUCACUUGGUCUGGGGCCUCUGACACACAUCAUUCAUACGCUGAAGCCUGUCCUCAACACCAAUGUCACCAAUACCACGUCACCGUCACCGUCACCAUCACCAUCAGUCAGCAUGGUGACCACAUCCCUUGACGAGCAAUGCUACAUAAUCACCACAUGCAUGUUCCUGAUUCUUGCCAUGAGUCUGUACGCAGUUGGCAAGGAGCUGGUGCAGAUAGUUCAGCAGGGUUCAAAGUACUUCGGUGAUGUGACCAAUGCAUUGGACUGGGGUGCUGCCAUCAGUUCUCUGUUGUUUGUGAUCCCUUUAUUGAUGGACCUGCAGGACACAUGGCAUUGGGAGGCUGGGGUAGUGGCAGUUCUUCUAUCCUGGAUAAACUUUCUGCUCUAUUUCCAACGGUUUGAACGUGUUGGGAUCUACGUGGUGAUGUUUUUAGAGAUUGCAAAAACUCUUAUAAGCAUCAUUGUACUCUUCUUCUUCCUGCUGCUGGCAUUUGCCUUGGCGUUCUAUGCCCUGAUGCUAGAUCAUAAACUUUUUGAAAAUAGAGCUAGCAUACCGCUAGUAAUCAUGCAAACAUUUGUCAUGAUGGCUGGAGAACUCAACUACCAAGAAAAUGUCCUGAAGCCAUUUCUGGGAGGGAUUAUGCCGUUCCCAUAUUUGACCUACUGCAUUUUUGUUAUGUUCACCUUUGCUGUGCCCAUUCUCCUCAUUAACCUAAUGAUUGGUUUGGCUGUUGGUGACAUAGCAGAGGUACAGGCGAAUGCUGAGCUGAAGCAAAUUGGAAUGCAGAUUGAGCUUCACACUAGUCUGGAAGAGAAAAUGCCGUACUGGUUAAUGAAGAGGGUUGAUCAGAUCUCACUCACUGAGUACCCUAACAGAGCCUGUGACGGAAAGGUAUGUCCCUACGGAUAA